UUAUCCAACCACCACUCUCGAUCGAAAGACCUCUCGCUCUCCUGAAAGCCGAGUGCCCAACGUGCCUCCUCCCAGUGCCAGAGACGUGCCCCCUCCCAGCCGGUACCCGCGGGCUACCAUGCACCUCGUCGGCGUGCCGCUGCUACCAGCACUCUUAGUGAGUUACGGGCCGCAUGCAAGUGCGCAUUAAAUGUGUCGGUAGUGUGUCGUAUUCGUUCCACUCGCACUUUUCCACGUUUCACCAUCUAGAUUCUUCUCUCAGUAUAUUACCAAACCAUCGCUUUUCAUUCGAACGUAUUCCACCCGAUGGAGCUACAUCAGCCGGAUACUCGGCGUGCUUCUUCACGCUCCUGCACGCUGUUGUGCGAUGUAUCGUGAUAUUUCUUCGCUAUAGUGUUAGAAAGCUUUCCAAGAAGAGAAAGGGAUUCGCGUAGAGCAAUACGGUCAAUUUUCUAUACAGACUCGUAGUCUCGUGUUUUGAUGGACAUCAUCGACGAAAAAAGAUAAAACGAGAAUCAAUUGUAAUGUAUUCCAAUGGAGGGAACUGCCGCUUCUCAUUACAUGAGGGGGAGAAGCAGAAGUAGGAGGAGAAUAGAGUAACACACGGGCAUGAGAAAGACGACGGUACGGGACGAGACACUUGAAGUGCGCGGCGCGCAGGCGGAAGUUCGACGUGCGUUGUUAUGUUUUUUGCGGAACUAAAUGUGCGACGUUGUUAUUUGCCACGGAUUUUUUGAUCUGUCGUUUUCAUUUCAAAACUAGUGUGUGGUGUUGAUGAGAUCAUGAUCUUUGCUUGAAUUGCCUUUAUGAAUCGUUCGAAUCAAGACAGAGAGAGAGAUAAUAUGAAAAGACUGAGCAGUGCAAUAGACCAGCGAGACAGUGUAAUAGAAACAAUUAAAAAAUAAGAGAAGGUGACAGAAAGAAGAAAAGAAUAUUUGCCAACGAACCGGUGAUCGCUAUCGUAUUACGUAGUUUUGCGUUUGUGUUGUUAAUAGCAAUGUGCAUGCGUUGACGUGUACGUGUACGAAAAAGACAAGACAGAAUAUAGAAACAUGUCGGUCUGCUGCGCGCGCAUGUGAUUGUUCUCCCGCGAAAAUGCAAUACAAGAAUGUGAAACUCGAAUUGGAUAGGAACGUACGGUACCGAGGAUCGAUUCUCCGCACCUCGAACGAACGAUACAUGUAAUGUACAUCCUUUCGACAAGCAUAAAAUAUUAGAAGAUUAACGAAUCGACAGCUUAGCGUAGAGCUGUGCUUGAAAUAUCUCCUCGAAAUUAUUCUUUGUAACGAGAAGACUUCGAAUCGAGGUCACCUAUGUACCGUGAAGAGAACGAGCAAAACAGAACCGCAAACCUGGUUCCCCAGCAGUCAAAUGGUGCAAACACGUUUGAGCAUCUGGAACAUUCGCAGGACAGCAUGGAAAACGGGGACGAGGUGGUUUCCACACGGGUCCAAACGGACGCAUCGUCGUCCACCAACAGCACGCCAAGACCACGUGCACCACGAAAUUGUGCCCGAUGUCGCAAUCAUCGGCUGAAGAUCACUCUAAAAUCGCACAAGAGGUACUGCAAGUAUCGUUAUUGUAACUGUGAGAAGUGCAAGAUCACAGCCGAUCGGCAACGAGUGAUGGCGCAGCAGACAAAGCUAAGAAGACAACUGGCGCAGGACGAAGUCAAAGUCAGAGCGGCAGAAGAGAAAUUGAAGAAGACGAAAGUUUGGAGAUCAUAUGAAACAGUGGAUCCACUGCCAUUUGGUGCAGAAAACGAUCGAGUUUCGUCUAUUCCUCAGCCAGCUAUAAGUAUCGAGGGUAGUUACGAUAGCAGCAGUGGCGAUUCACCGGUCAGCAGUCAUGGUAGCAACGGCAUACACACUGGUUUUGGUGGUGUCAUCAGUAUUCCUCCUUCCAGAAAAUUACCGCCGAUGCAUCCCCAUACCGCAACGAUCUCCCACUUGCCGCAGUCGCUAACCAGUGAAAGCGUGGAAAUCCUGCUGGAACAUAGUACCAAGCUCGUAGAACUCUUCCAAUAUCCUUGGGAAGCGAUAUUGUUGAUGUACAUCAAUUUAAAAUAUGCAGGAGCUAAUCCCGAGGAAGUCGUGAGGCGCAUGGUCGAUGCUAGCAACGAAAUUCGAAAUAUGCACUUCUGGAAAGCAGUCAGGAUGACCCAGCCUAGUCGAUCGUUCCGUUGCACCGCAGCAUGCACUGCGCCUACGGCACCUCCGACAGGACCGCCAACUUACGAGGGCCACGUGCCUUACAUAGGGGUUGUACCACCUCCGAAUCCUGUCCACUACAGACCGUUUCUGCGGCCCGAGAAUGCUCAUAUACCAGGAACGAGAAUACCAUCGAGCCCGGAUGGUCCUCCAGAACAUUCAACGUAGCCUCGAUCGAUAAACAACCAGUGAAGUAAAACGUUUGGAAGAACAGAUCGAACCCAAAGAGAAACGAGUAUGGCGAAGAAGAAGAAAAGAAGAAGGGGAAUAAGCGUACGUAAAGGAUCUUUGAGGAGGGAAACAACGAGCGAGUGGAAUCUCUCCUCCAUCUCUUCUCAAUGGAGAAUGUUCUCCAUUUUAUCCUAAUGUGCAUUCUCUGAACAGUCGGUUUCGCCACUGCACCAGUCGAAUGCCGAGUUCACUAUUAUGUGGAACCUUUGUACUUUUUGGAAAUAGCCUCCGGCUAUGUUGUUUGGUUCUCUCGUGUCGAUAUUUAUCCGUAGUAUAAUACGCGAGAAAUUUAGUCGUUCGAUACCAUGAAUGGGUCGACACGAGAAAGUCUCGCCGACGGUAAGGCGAAAUUAGGAUUAAGAGAACUAAAUUUUCUUACUGUUUCGGAAGAAAGGAAGGAAAUACUAGAGCCUCCGAACGAUGGAAAAGGAUGCGUAUCAUUCACGGACGAUCGAUAAAGGAAAAUAACGCUCCAUGGUCCCUCCCCCGUUCGAACAACAGUUUUGCGAUUCGAGUGCCGUGUUCCGAACGCAAAAGAAAUUCAGUUGCAAAUAAAAUUCAUAGAGCAAGAGAGCGUGAAAAAGAGAGUAAGAAGAGGAAGAGAGAGAGAGAGAGAGAGGGAAUGAACGCAAGAGAAUACGUUGUGUUUCGCAGGGUUCUUCCCGUUGUUGUUUUUUUCUAGGCUGACCGAGAGAACAAGAAAAUCAUAAAGGUUUUUGUGAGUGGAUAGUGGGAUGCCGAGGUUCAUGGACAACCUAUACCUCGGGCACCCCUCGUCCUUGCACGUCCUUCGGUUCGUUAAUCGAAUCUUGCUCGCUCCUUCUUUCUCUUGUUAUAUUUCAUUUUCUCCUCUCUUUACGUUUUCCUUUUCCUUCCCACUUUCAAUUUGUUCCUUUCAUUAAAUAGUUUCCCUUCGAGUUAUUCUCUUCUCUCUUGCUCUCAGCGCGGAAUAACAGAGCGCAUCAUGUUGUCACGACAGGAAACGAGGAACGCAUGUUGGAGCUUGUUCGUAAGAUUACGAGAGACGACCAUCGCCGACCGGUUGCUAAAGCUCAGUCGCCCGUGAACGAGAUCGCUCGACAGUCUUUUCGAUGAUCAAGUGUCAUCGUGUGCUAUAAAACUCGCAUGUACGGCCGGCCGAGUUCCUCUGGCUUGGACUACAUAUUUUGAAACUCUUCGUCGUGCUCGGCUCCGCCUCGUAGUUUCACUCAUUUCCACAGGAAAGUGCUUUCGUUCCGUUCGCGGUGGAUGACAAGUGUCGAUGAUCACGGUUCUUGCCGGCUCUUGACACACGCACGACAACGUGAUUCCAAGAAACAUACUAUCUUCUCACGUUCGUUACAAUCCUUAUCUCGACAAAUUUCUAACGUGUUAUCUCCAACUAUGCUCCUUUGAUAACCAUGUUAAUCUUGGAUGCUUAAUACGAACCACUAUGGUACCAAUCGAACGAAAGACAAGCGAACAAUGAGAAAAGAAGGUGAGGCAAGUGACGCGUUGGAAGAUUCGUAGCGAAUGGAUAACAUAUACGUGCUCGCUUAAAUUUCAACAAAUUGGGAGUGCGGAUCGUAGCUUUCGAAGGAUCGAUACCUAUUUUAUCCUACGAAUAUUCGUUCCUAUUUCGAUAACUUCGAAUCCCUCGGCUAGAAAAAGGAAUAAAUCUAGCGAGAACAAAUAUAUUUCUCAUUUAUUCACGCUAUUUUCUAUUCGCUUCUUUCACAAAUAGAUUUAGAUUACGCGAUUGAAACAGUUUGGUAGAGUUCGAGUAACGGUCAGUAGCGGAGCUGGAUGAUUUCGAAUUUACGUGAAACAAUUCUAUUGGAAUCUAAGCGAGCACUGUUGUACACACGUACGAAUGAACAACGUAAUUAAAAACAAGGUAGAAAAUGGUGUAUUUGAGAGUAAAACGGGUGAAUUGAAAGGAGAUCGCGCGAUUAAUUAAACGCGUGCGUGCAUGUUCCCGUGAUUUAACCGCGGACACGUACAUAUGUAAGCAUUAAGGUCUUAUUUUGCGGGCGAAUCUUGCUAUCUUGUCGCGUGAUUUUCGUUCCAUCAAAGAGCAACGAUCGUCGAUGAAUUUCAGCUAGUCGCACGCUUGGUCAAAGUCGGAUCUUAAAGAAAACCGAUUGCGAUAGGAAAUCCUGACAGAGCGUUGAGAAUUGCUUUAAAACUGCCGACAGAUAUUUGACAUGUUAUGGUUUAAUCGUAUCGUGCGAUUCCAGUAGUUCCUUUGCUCGAUUCGGUAUGAUAUACGAAUUCUCUGUGUUUAUUCGAAUCGGGCAAGUUUCGAAGUAUGCGCAAACCUGAUUCAGUUAUGUUAACCAGAGAGCUUUCCGUUGUUGCCAAGCGUGCUAUUAUAUGCGAAGAUCGAUCAUAAACGUGUUUGUAUUACGCGGAAUGGCAGAGCUCGCAGCACGUUUUCUAUGAAGCGAUAGAUUAUAGUAACGCGAAUGUUCGCGUCCUAAACCUACGGGUAAAGAGAUACACGGACGCGCAAUCAAGAAAUAGGUGGAUAUUUUAGUUGCACGGACGUGAUGUGACAAAACGUUGGUUGAAAAACUGGUCGUUCCAUUUCUCGGCAAAUUAAUUUUCAAAUAAGAACACCGAGAGCUGUCUCUUCGAUAUGCUGUUUCAUUCUUACCUCCCUUUUUUCCUCUGCACUCCGCCUCGCGUCGGUUGGUAUCCUCCUCUUCUUUCCUUGUGAGAAACACACCGUGAUCCUUCUUUCACCCCUUCCUCCGUACCUUCGUUCCUUCUUUCUAUUUUUCUCUCUUGCUUUACCUUCUUUUUUUCAUAUCCAUACCGCGGAGAACACGUUCCGAGCAAAAAUCUGAUGUCGAAACCUAAUUGGUUGUUAUCCGUACAGAGCUUAAUGACUUGCUCCGAAAUGACUCGCAUUUAAACGAAUUUGCGCUCCUAUAACGAGUAUGCGUACCAUUGACGCUUACCACUUCAGAAUCAACGCGCAUCAUCGGCCUGUGCAUUUCAUUUACACGCCAAAGCUUACAGAUAUUUUUCGAUUUACCUUCGCGACAGAGAAUUCGAUCAAAGAAACGGUCUAUCGAUAGAUCGCAUUUGAUCUAGUUGAAUUAUUAUUGAGCAGAUAUGCGGAAUUUGUUGAUAAUCGGCAAAUGAAUAUGUAUAUCGAGCAAAAGAAAUACAGAUCGAGAAUAUAGAAAAGGAGAAUAAUCGAGGCGUAUUAAUGAUGUUACGAGGAUUGAUCAUGGAUGUACGAGCACUGGUCACGUUUCGAAUGCGUGUGCAUGUAUAAAAUUACGCCAUGAAAUUAAGAAAAUGGCGUGUUUCGUGACUGGUAUACCGGAAAUGACACGGUCGUACGCUCAAAGUAAAACGAACGGAUAAAUCCAGCCUUCUCUUGCGAAUGAAUUGUGGGGAAGAACGAUUGCGGUUAAAAUAUCUUGAUGGAUCUGACAAAAAGCUACGAAGGUGGUCGAUAUCGGAGGAAAUAUCUUAAUUUCGCAAUUUUUUCUUUCUUUCCUCUUCUGUUUGUUUUUUUUUUUUUUCUUCCUCAAAGAAUGGAAUCGAUACACGAAAGUCGCUGAGGUGCAAGAUGUAUUCAGAGAAUUUUGUGGUCGGUUUGUAAGCAUCGUUUAUUAUUUGUUCGUGUUAAUUCGGCUUUUGCCAGACUUCUGAAUGAUUUAGAUUUAACAAAAGACGGGUUCUGUUUGACAGGAUAGUGCAUUAUGAAAGAGGACUGUUUAGAAGAUUGAAUUUAGAGACUACAAUAAAUCUCAUCUGAUUUGAAAUCCUUGAAAUAAUUGUCUAAUCCACACAUUCUAUUAAUCUGUAAAUUAUUAUGACAGCAUUGAAUUCUAUAGAUAAAGCGUGAAAAUGUUUAUAUCGUUACGAAUGUUACAGAGGUGGUUGAGUUUGUAUGCUAGAAAAUUAUUUCUACAUUGAAUUUUUUUAAGUUUCUCGUGUAGGUAAUAUUUCCUGUUUUUUAUUUAAUGUGCACUUGUUUUAGAAAGGAUUUUCAAUAUGAAGCUUAAGUUUUUACAUCUGGUAUACAUUUAUGUAAAUUUCUAGAAAGUCUAUGCGAAAAAUACAGUUCUAUGCAGGAACUUUUCAAUCGUGCACUCGAGAUUCGUAAAUUUGAUUUCGUGACUGAAACAUUGCGUUAUUGGUCGAACAUUUAUUGCUCGUUGGAAGCUUUCCCAUAUUAAUUUAGAGUCAUACAAGUGUAAUAUCUAUCUAAAAUAAGUAGUAUACGUUAUUGAAAUAAAAAUAAUUUUGUUACAAAGGAAAAAUCGAUACGGAACAAUUUUAUAUAUAUUUAUAUUAUUAGUAUUAAUCUUGUAUAAAAAAUUAAUUCGCAAUAUAAUUUAAAAACUUUCAAAAUUCUUAGACGUUUCUUCAUAUUUAAUAAUUGUGAUUAUUUAUAUUUACUUGUUACGAUUUUUCGUGACGUUGUUUCUGCGUUAAUGAAACCAUUAAAAAUAUCACUCUCAUAAUUUAUAAAUAAAAUAAUUAAUUAGUAUGGUUUCCUCAGUCGUCGACAUAAAUUAAAUCUAUUGUAAAAAGUGUUUGUAAGUAGAAAUUACAGAUACAACGCAAGAUGCAGGUUGGCGUUAUGAUAUAUUCAUUUUGAAAUUCAAUCAAGAAAAUAUGCAUGUAUAACACACGUUUCCAAAUCCAUUCUGUUCAGUUAUGGAACGUUCUAAGUGUCAAUUUGAUUUGGCAUGUAUCAUUGAAAAUACCACCUCGAGGCAUUCGUAUUGGUUUCUGAAUAAACGUAGAGUCGCAGAUACAUCUCGCGAUUCAUACACCCUGCUGUUUUGUCGUCUUAAUGCUUCUUGUAUCUAAUGAUAUGUCAGAUGUUUCAUGCACACCCGAGCCCAGUAAUGUUUAGCAUAAACGAUCGAAACACGGAGGGAAUCGAAUUAAUGCCCUGUAAUUUCGUACUUCCGGCAGCUUGUUGCCUAAAACCGUCAACUUCGAUGGAAAACUUUUGACAUCGGCGCGGUUCCAGGUGUUGAAAGAUAACGAAGAGAGAAAGAAAUUCGCUGGAGCGCGCUCGUUUAAACGGAAAUAUGCUUUACGUUCACGCUUUCGGUAAUCAAAUUUUACGUGUUAUCGAUGAGUAAAAAUUACCAUGGUAUGCACGGAAAAGCGUGCAGAUAGUGUUACGUAUAUUAAAAGCGUAAGGGAAAGGCGGGAGCUGCAGACUCAGUAUGAAGAUACGAUGAUCUAAUGGAAAAAAUAUACGUUACAAAGGAAUAUUAUUUAAUACUAUAUAGAAUACUAUUUAAUACUAUAUUACUAUAAGAAAUACAUUAUAUAUAAUAUAUAUAUAAUGAGAGUGUAAAAAAGUUUCUCUUCGGAAAUAUUUAGUUUAUUAAGGAAUAAACUUGACCUCGUUAUACAGGAUAAGACAAAACUCGGCGAACAUCGACUCGAGUUUUAAUAUGUAAAGCGUGCUUUCCUUUAAUUUUUCUUUUGUCAAGUAAGGUGGAUUGUUUCAGUUUUUUGUAAAUAGGUUAUUUAAUUAAAGUGACCAAGAUCCCUUAAUACAUA
Molecule: messenger RNA, 7973 nt
Organism: Bombus pascuorum
Lineage: Eukaryota; Metazoa; Arthropoda; Insecta; Hymenoptera; Apidae
Gene: Dsx
Product: doublesex- and mab-3-related transcription factor A2
Exons: 7
Coding region: 1314-2378 (354 amino acids)
Biological process (GO): regulation of transcription by RNA polymerase II; sex differentiation
Cellular component (GO): nucleus
Molecular function (GO): DNA-binding transcription factor activity, RNA polymerase II-specific; RNA polymerase II cis-regulatory region sequence-specific DNA binding
Source: RefSeq, a predicted model, not a curated record